AUGGACAACAACAUGGAAGAUUCGGGCAAUCGUAAUCCAUGUGCUGCAUGCAAGUAUCAGAGGAAAAAGUGCUUGUCUGACUGCAUAUUGAGGAAGCACUUUCCGGCUAACCUCGCGGAUGAUUUCAGAGCGGUUCAAAAUGUUUUUUCCAUCGCCACUCUGAAAAAAAUGAUCGAAAAAUCUGAAGUUCCGGAACAAGAAGUAGUAGUAAAGUCCAUAUAUUGGGAAGCUAGGAUGUGGGAUCAAGACCCUGUGCAUGGACCUUAUGGUUCCUAUAAGAAACUCAAACAAGAGCUUGAGGAACUCAAACGAGAACAAAGAAACGAUAAGUAUCGUAGAUUGCAAAAUAUGACUCAACCGCCGCUGCCGCCACGGGAUAACAACAAUUCUCUCGAUUGGAAAGUGGGAAAUCAAGAACUAGGUGGUCACUCCAGUUGUUUGCCUACAAUAAAUCAGGGAAUGCUGUCGGCAAUUCAAUCAAGAUUUUUGCAGCCAACACAGCAAAGCCAAGGCAUUGGGAGAAAUAUGGGGUCGUCUCCUUUUUCUUAUCCUAGCACGAGGACUGGGGAAUGGAGUGGAAUCCAUAAUAUUGGAUCAAUUAAUCCUUUUGCUGCUCCUCUGAUUAGAGAUGGAUCAGAAGAUUCCCAAGCAAUAAAUCAAGAUACAGAAACUCUUCAGGCUAUAUGUCAACAACAAUAUCUGCAAACUAUGGAGCACAAUGCACCACUAGGUAAUGGUAAUCUCCAGUAG
Fraxinus pennsylvanica is the source of this 750-nucleotide messenger RNA. The record is from the annotation of a GenBank genome assembly. NCBI's taxonomy places the organism in Eukaryota, Viridiplantae, Streptophyta, Magnoliopsida, Lamiales, Oleaceae.